This is a messenger RNA of Striga asiatica, 309 nucleotides long. Lineage: Eukaryota; Viridiplantae; Streptophyta; Magnoliopsida; Lamiales; Orobanchaceae. The record is from the annotation of a GenBank genome assembly.
AUGAAUGGAGAAGCUUUUGAGGCCGUGGACCGAUUUCUGAUAGCUGCUCCCAGUUUAAAAAAGAACUUUGAAGCACCAAUUGCACCUUACCGCAUCUUCUGCGAAGAACAAUUGCUCGAGAACAGAAACCGGGCUUUCUUGCUCAUCCUGUGGGCACUUCUUGGAGUGGAUGGAAGAUCGUCUGUUGUGCUCGUUGGUGAAAGCUAUCUUGAACCUUUAAUUUCGUACGUGGAGAACAAGAACACUGGUUAUCCCUUCUCAGGAAGAACUCAUGUUCGGUUAAGCUCUUUAGUCUUGCUGACAGGCGUC